AAACCAUCCAGCAACUUGUCCGAAACGCUUUCGGGAAGUCAGAGAAGCCAUGGGACAAGACUCCGUGGACCGAGAUAGCGUUUUCUCCAACUACAAGUCUGUCUUCUCCAGGCAAUUUGCGGUGUCUUUGGCCGUGGAGUUCAUUGGGGUGAUGUUCUUCCAGAUUUUGGGUGCAACUGCCAAGAAAGGAAUGGAGCCAUGGGUCAACGCGCUGGCGUUGGCUGUCUGGAUUUACACAGCUGCCAACAUCUCUGGUGGGCAUUUGAACCCAGCAGUGACUCUUAGCAUGGCCAUUUGUGGUUUCUUUCCAGUGGUGCACUCAGUUGUGUAUGUGAUCCUGCAGAUUGUUGGUGCUAUUUUGGGCGCGGUGAUCACAGCCUUUUUGGUGCCUGGUGCAUCGUUGCAGAUGGGCGAUGGAGGUCCAGGAUGCUUUGAUAGAACCAUCAUCCCAGAAGGCAUUAGCGACAGGCAGGUCAUGUGGUGGGAAUGCAUCAUGACUUUCACUUUGAUCUCUUGCGUCUAUGCCUGUGGUGUGGCAAAGCCUGGUCAUGGCAGCCACACGCCACUGGUGGUUGGCUUUGCCCUGUUUUGUUGUGCUGGCUCUGGUGGUCAGUACACCGGCGGUGCAUUGAACCCUGCCCGUGUCUUGGGCCCUUUGGCGGCCUUUGGUUGCGGAGAUGACAUUGUCGGGAAGUACCUUGGUGGAGAGUGCUUGGCCGCGCUGUUUGCCAUGUCUGUCUUUGCCUUUGUUUCAGGCUUGGGACCUUUGAACCCUUGGAUGGCCAGAAGUGCCUUGGAUUUGUCCUUUCCAGAAGCUUGCUACUUAUGGAUCACUGGAUCCCCACCUGCGCGCUUGCAGAAGACUGGCAGGGAGAACAUCCAUGAUUUCAUGGCGAAGUUCCAAAAGUUCCACUCUGAAACCGAUGAGGAAGAUGCCGCUGAAGCCAAGGAAGAGAGCAGUUUCUUGGAGCGAUUCUUUGGAGUCAAGCGCCGUCAGGCAAAAGCGGCCGUGUCUGACUCUGAGGCCCUUGCCUGAGUGAUCCUGAGUUGCUGGCUAAAGUUUUGAGCACGGCUGGCCAAGUGUUGGCAAAUUUGUGGCAAAGACCUUUCAAAUCCCAGACAAGCGACAGACGUGUACUGUAUAACAACAUUUUGAUUUUGGGAAAUGAGGGAUUUGAACAAGUCCGACUGCUAGACAUUGACAAGAGCUUUGGCAACCGUGCAUUUCUUUUGUCCCAGAAGCCCAAUAGAGGCUCUUAAAUUACCUGAGUUUGUGUCAAACCCGUGUGCAUUCUGCUGUCUAGGCCUCAAAUGAAGACCAAAUUCGACCAAAAGUUCGAUCAAAGUAUCCGCAGUUUUUUUUUGCUAGUUGCAGUUACAAAAUCUGCAUUGGCAGCAGAUCGCCAAAGAUCACCAAACACUUGCGGUAGCAGC
Molecule: messenger RNA, 1434 nt
Organism: Cladocopium goreaui
Lineage: Eukaryota; Dinophyceae; Suessiales; Symbiodiniaceae
Source: the annotation of a GenBank genome assembly